Lepus europaeus (European hare) is the source of this 1070-nucleotide messenger RNA. It is a transcript of the gene FBP2, whose product is annotated as fructose-bisphosphatase 2. Gene Ontology annotation, biological process: fructose 1,6-bisphosphate metabolic process; gluconeogenesis; sucrose biosynthetic process. The transcript is spliced from 7 exons. Gene Ontology annotation, molecular function: fructose 1,6-bisphosphate 1-phosphatase activity. NCBI's taxonomy places the organism in Eukaryota, Metazoa, Chordata, Mammalia, Lagomorpha, Leporidae. Gene Ontology annotation, cellular component: cytosol; cytoplasm. The record is from RefSeq and is a predicted model, not a curated record. Bases 1 to 1020 code for a protein of 339 amino acids.
AUGACGGACAGAAGCCCCUUCGAGACCGACAUGCUCACACUGACCCGCUACGUCAUGGAGAAGGGGCGGCAGGCCAAAGGCACCGGAGAGCUCACCCAGCUACUCAACUCCAUGCUGACGGCCAUCAAAGCCAUCUCCUCGGCUGUGCGCAAGGCCGGCCUGGCCCACCUGUAUGGAAUCGCGGGCACCGUGAACGUGACGGGAGACGAGGUGAAGAAGCUGGACGUGUUGUCCAAUGCCCUGGUGAUCAACAUGCUCCAGUCCUCCUACAGCACCUGCGUGCUGGUCUCGGAGGAGAACAAAGAGGCCAUCAUCACCUCCAAGGAGAGACGGGGGAAAUACGUGGUCUGCUUUGACCCGCUGGAUGGAUCUUCCAACAUUGACUGCCUGGCCUCCAUUGGGACCAUAUUUGCCAUCUACAGGAAGACCACAGAGGAUGAGCCUUCCGACAAAGACGCCCUGCAGCCCGGCCGCAAUAUCGUGGCUGCGGGCUACGCGCUCUACGGCAGUGCGACCUUGGUGGCUCUUUCCACGGGACAGGGAGUGGACCUCUUCAUGCUGGACCCAGCUCUUGGUGAGUUUGUCCUGGUGGAGAAAGAUGUUAAGAUUAAGAAGAAAGGGAAGAUUUUCAGCCUCAACGAGGGCUAUGCCAAGUAUUUCGACGCAGCCACCACGGAGUAUGUGCAGAAGAAGAAAUUCCCCGAGGAUGGCAGUGCGCCCUAUGGGGCCAGGUACGUGGGUUCCAUGGUGGCUGAUGUGCACCGCACCCUGGUCUAUGGAGGGAUCUUCCUGUACCCAGCCAACCAGAAAAGUCCUAAAGGCAAGCUCCGGCUCCUGUAUGAGUGCAAUCCCGUGGCCUACAUCAUCGAGCAGGCGGGAGGCCUUGCCACCACGGGCACGCAGCCGGUCCUGGACGUGAAGCCCGAGUCCAUUCACCAACGAGUCCCCCUCAUCCUGGGCUCCCCAGACGAUGUACAGGAGUAUCUUGCCUGUGUACAGAAGAACCAGGCAGGCAGGUAGUGAGUCUGACCCCACGAGUCCUCUUCUUUUCAUUCUGGGCCUUGUACUAA